Messenger RNA from Symbiodinium sp. CCMP2456, 833 nucleotides. NCBI's taxonomy places the organism in Eukaryota, Dinophyceae, Suessiales, Symbiodiniaceae. The record is from the annotation of a GenBank genome assembly.
AUGGUGAAUCUCAAGAGGGAGCGCUACAACCUCAUGUGGCAAAUCAAGAACAACGCUAUGCGCACGAGCACCGGCAAACCCGGACGCCCGAUCACUCCAGCCGAGAAGGAGGCCAUGGUGGCAAGAGUGGCACAGCUGGACAAGGCCCGCCAGAACAAGACGGCGGACUCCGUGGUGGGCCGCCUGACGACAGUGGUGGAGCAAGCCGGCAAGACCAUAGUCGGCGAGAUCCGCACGGACAACGAACGCCAGACUGCCCGCAUCGUACAGAACCAAGCGGAGCAGACGUCGCGGAUUUUGGCGGACAAUGCCGAGAUCAAAGAGGCCGUGAAGGGCAUCCAAGGGAAGGCGAAGACCGACGAGGAGCUGGCCCUGAAGGACGCCGAGGAUGCCAAGAUCAAGGAGGCCGAGGACGUCAAGAUCCAGGAGGCCGAGGACGCGAAGAUCAAGGAGGCCGAGGGCGCGAAGAUCAAGGAGGCGGAGGCCGCCAAGUGCAAGGAGGCCGAGGACGCGAAGAUCAAGGAGGCGGAGGCCGCCAAGUGCAAGGAGGCCGAGGCCAAGCAGCGCAUGGAAGCCGAGGCCGCCAAGCGCAAGGAGGCCGAGGACAAGCAGCGCCAGGACGCCGAGGCCAAGCAGCGCAUGGAAGCCGAGGCCAAGCGCAAGGAGGCCGAGGACAAGCAGCGCAUGGAAGCCGAGGCCAAGCAGCGCCAGGUGACCCCGCCGAGAAAGCCGCAUGCAGAGGUGGCGACGCCGCCGAAGUCGCGGAUCGUGCGACUGCCGUUUGGCGAAGUUCAGGUCGUGGGCGAUGACGGCAAGACGGCGACCGUGAAGAU